AUGUCUCAUAUUAUUCAGUUGAAAACUGAAGAUAAUAAAACUUAUACUACAAUUUCAAACCUACCAGAAAAUGAAGUUUUUAAUCAACAUUGGGACCGUGCGUUAAUCAUAUUACAUGGAUUUCCUGAUAUAAAUACAACUUUUAAUAAAUGUUGGCCAUAUUUAAAAUUUCCAAAUGAAAGAUUAUUAUUAUUAGCUCCUAAAUUAAGAGGUUAUGAACCAUCAUCAGUUAGUUCUGAAUCAGAGUAUAUAUUAUCAAAUAUUGCAAAUGAUGUUAAACAAUGGAUCUUACAAAUAAAUCCAGAAAAUUCAAAACCAAUUCAUUUUUUAGGUCAUGAUUGGGGUGCAUUAAUUUCGUUUAAAAGUGCUAAUUUAUUUCCAGAAUUAAUUACAUCAAUGGUAACUUUGGCAAUUCCAUAUUUAGCUAAUUUACAUGUAUGGGAUUUAUUAUGGUUUGCACCUGAACAAUUAUAUUUAAGUUCAUAUUUCUUAACUAUGCAAUUAGCAGUAUUUUAUAAAGACAAAUUAACUAAAGAUCUUAAUUAUUUAUCAUAUAUUUGGAAAUAUUGGUCACCUUCUUAUAAAUUUUCAUCUGAAGAAAUUGAAGAAAUUAGAAAAAGUUUUAAUGAACCAGGAGUAGUUGAUGGUGCAACUGCUUAUUAUAGACAUAUAGUUAAUCCAUUUUCAUUAAUUAAAUCAAGAUGGAAUGUUGACUUUAAUAAAGUACCCACUUUAAUUUUGAUGGGUGAAGAAGAUGGAUGUUUUUCAAAAAGAAUAACAGAAUUGGAACAACAAAAAUUAAAUGGUAAUUCCAAUGUUGAAGUUAAAUUAGUUCAAAAUUGUGGUCAUUUUUUACAUAGAGAACAACCAGAAAUCGUUUCAAAAUUAACUAUGGAUUUUAUUGAAUCACAUCAAUCUUAA
Insectozyma verbasci is the source of this 921-nucleotide messenger RNA. NCBI's taxonomy places the organism in Eukaryota, Fungi, Ascomycota, Pichiomycetes, Serinales, Debaryomycetaceae. The record is from the annotation of a GenBank genome assembly.